ACCGUAUGACAAGCAAAGUGUAGAAGUGCGUUUCUGUGUGUUUGUGAAUCAUAUGCAAGAUUGUAUGUGUUACAUUCGUCGUUUCCUUUGGAAGCCUCUUCGUAAAGGGUAUCCUUAAAAUGUUUUUUGUUCUACUUCCUGCAGAGAGUGAAGUGUUUAAAUGGCUAGGAAAAUAUCCCGAAAGCGACAACAUUUUAGUAUUGAUAGUGCUUCUAUUUUUAUACGUGGGCAAGGAUCGAAUACCAAACAUCAGAAUUGAUUACGGAGCAAAUCUGUAGCCAAAUACCAUGCGAUGCUUUUACAUAUUAUUAACGUUUGAUUCCAUUCGCAUACAGAUCAGAAAACAAAGGUGUAGUGUUUCGUGGCAAAAUCAUAGGAAAUAGAAACCAAAUUUUGUUUUUAAACAUUCGAUGCUUGUUGAAAGGAGUAGUGUAAUUAUCGUGACAUGUUACAAUGUGUGUAUUGGUGUGUGUGUGUUGAAUGUUGGGCACGCAUUGUGUUUUCGUCCCAUUCGGGAAUGCGUAUAAUGUUGUUGUCUAAAUAUUGCUCAGUUUUUUCGAAUUUAUAUUACUCGUCAGUGUAAAAUCAGCAAAGAUCAUAAAAACAGUUUUCAAUCGAGUGCUGCCUAGUAUGAAUCCUCAAGAGUUCGGUACUAUGGUUUGGAUGGGACAGCUUGCAUCACCGCUUGAUGAGAACUUAACCAACUACUACGGACCACCGGUAUCGAGCGUCAUGGAAGACAUCACGCAGCAGACCCAUGCAAUGGACAUGAAUCCGGCUGCCAUCAGCUCACUAAUCAGUGAAUAUAGCGGACAUAUGUCGGCCAUUCCAACAACUUCCGGUUUGGCCGCCGUGCCAAAUGCUGCCGAGGCACUGGCGCUAACUAAUCCGGAAUUGUUCAAUAUUCAGCAGCAGCAGCAUCAGCAGCAGCAGCACCAGCAACAGCAGCAGGCGCAACAGCAACAGUUACUGCAACAGCAGCUUGCUUUAAGUGGAUAUGGAUUUUUAGAUCAAACCAGUGCAUUAUCAGCCGCAAACAGUGUUUCGCCGGACGGCACAUCAUCGGCCACAGGCAUUGGACCACCGGCUCUAGCCGGUGUUGGUAUGCGUCUGAUGGAUGGAAGUGGGAAAUUUGCAAUCGAUGGUAGAGAACUGGCGGCAGCGGCGGCAGCGGCAGCAGCGGCUGUGGCAACAGCGUCUCCUUCGGACGAGGAUGGGAACAACGAAGGAUUAGAGGGUCCCGGGGAUGAUGACGAUCAUCCUUCGCUUCAAAGCUAUGGACAGUAUCAGCAGCUAAUGAACAAUGGGACGGGUAGCGAUUUCCUUUCCGUUGCGCGUCAGGACAUCAUGCUUCCCUACAAGCUGUUAAACGAUACGCAUAUGCUGCAAUCCCACUUUCUCGACUAUGACGGUAUGGCCGAUGCGUCUAACAGCAACAGUAGUAAUAGCAACAGUCGGUGCAGUCCUGGCGCGACGGCAACCAUGGACGUAGAUCAACACAGUGUUGCCUCGAAUCCAUCUCAGUCGCGAUUCCAUCAGCAACGACAAGAAGCAGCUAACAGUGGUGGUGCGGCUUAUCCAGUGGGAAUGUAUGGUGGUACGAUGCCGGUUGAACGGUACCCGAGCAAGAAAAUUAGACCAGUGAAGAGGCCUGGCCUUGUACUAAAAACUCCAAUAGCUUACAAAGGUGACAUAGAUCCGUCGGUGAUUCCUAUACAACGCGAUGGCAUGGCAAUCUGUGAAAAAUGCGGAGCCAUCGGAGUAAAGCAUUCAUUUUAUACAAAGCAAAGACGUUUCUGUAGUUUGGCAUGUGCUCGCUCGUUCGAAUCACUUCGCGUGUUCAGUGCACCGUUCCGAUCAGGAUCCGGAAUCAAAGCAUCUGGAACGGUAAACGACGACAGCAAACAUAUCGCCACGUCUUCUUCGUCGACCGAGACAUCCAACAUUGGUCUAUUAUCCAGUCCGCCUGACCAACUGAUAGACGAAUCGCAUUCAUCAACGGAAGAGUUGGACACCAAACGUGUGCCGUUACAGCAACUGCACCAGCAACAAGAACAAGUACAAACAAUCGGUUAUCGAUUCAAGAUGUCUGGAACAUCUCUUACCCAACCGAAUACUAACAGUGGCGGAGGUAUCAAUAGCAAUAUUAGUAGUCACGAUGACAGCAGUAUCACAAACAAUAUUAUGCUUGGAGGCAAGAUGGUCGGAGGGACAGGCAUUCUGCAGGAGAUACUGCCACAGGAGGAGAUUCCCCAGUUGCCCAAAGGGACCCGUUUACCUUCGCCAUGCCCCCAAGACGAUCGUAUCAAUAGCAUACGUAGGAAACCGAACGAGUUUCAUAACUCUUAUGAUUGGACGCAAGCGUUAGCAGAUCCAAAGUUCUAUGCCGCACCAGUCACCUGUUUCAAGCACGCUCCCGGUUAUGAAAUGUGGCCAAACGUCGUGAUCGGGAUGAAGGUGGAGGUAGAAAACACAGACUGUGAUGUUCAACAGGCCCUGAUCGGGGGAAUGCCGCACAGUUUCUGGGUUGCGACCGUGCUACGCAUUUGUGGUUAUAAGGCCCUGCUUCGCUACGAAGGGUUUGAUGCGGACUCGUCGAAAGAUUUCUGGGUUAAUCUAUGUUCAGCAGAAGUUCAUCCGGUGGGCUGGUGUGCGACACGCGGGAAGCCUCUGAUACCACCAAAGAGCAUUGAAAAACCGUCCCCCGAUUGGAAAGAGUUUCUCGUGUCGCGGCUUUCAAAUGCGCGUACUCUUCCCUCGACUUUCUACAAUAAAAUCAGCGACAGUUUUAAAUCUCGAUUUCGCGUUGGUUUGAACCUGGAGGUGGUGGAUAAAAAUCGUAUCUCGCAAGUAAAACUGGCAACCAUCAGCAAGAUAAUCGGAAAGCGAUUGUACGUUCGGUACUACGAUAGCUCACCGGAUGACUACGGUUUUUGGUGUCAUGAGGACUCCCCACUGAUACAUCCAGUCGGUUGGGCAACAACAGUGGGACACAACCUGGCAGCACCCGAGGAAUAUAUGGACAGGAUGAACGCGGCUAGUGAUCAAAUCUUGGAACCGCACGAAGAUGAUGCUACAAUGGACCUAUUCAAGACCAACUUCCAGUUCGAAGAGUACUGUUUCGAUGGCAAACAAACAGGUUUCGAGGAAAACAUGAAGCUGGAAGCGGUAGAUCCGUUAAAUCUUUCCUCGAUCUGUGUAGCCACAGUAAUGACGGUGUUGAAGUUCGGCUACAUUAUGGUUCGUAUCGAUUCGUACGAUCCGGACGUGAAUGGGGCCGAUUGGUUUUGUUAUCACGAAAAAUCACCCUGCAUUUUCCCGGUUGGGUUCUGUGCGAAGAACAAGAUUACUCUAACACCACCAAAAGGGUACGAUCUUAACACGUUUACCUGGGAGCAGUAUCUACUGGAUACCAAUAGCAAACCGGCCACGGAGGACAUCUUUCAUCGAGAUCAAAUUCGGCAACGGUUUAAGGAGGGAAUGAAAUUGGAAUCGGCCGAUCUAAUGGACCCUAGACUGAUAUGUGUAGCAACGAUUGCACGCGUGGUUGGACGUUUGUUAAAGGUGCAUUUUGAUGGAUGGGAAGAAGAGUACGAUCAGUGGUUGGAUAGUGAAAGCCCCGACAUCUAUCCAAUUGGUUGGUGUGUACUUGUGGGACACAAGUUAGAAGGGCCCCGUAUUUUGCCGAAAGUCGUACCGACACAAAAAAUUUCUCCCAAAACGACGAAAAAGGGCAAACGAAAGAAGAAGCUAAAGGUGGAGCCAUCACAUGAUGAGGAAAUAAGAGGUUGUACAUAUUAUAUUGAUAACUUUACAGCUCAACCUGCUCCGACAACACGUACGGCAAGAAUCAAAAAGGAACAAGAGCACUUUGAGCAACAGAAAUUACUGGCAGCAAAUCCGGCCCAAUUUGACUACAGUUCUCUUGGGCAAAUGGCCACGUCCGAUUUGGGCGGUCAGCUAUCUCAACAGUAUUCGAGUGACAACAGUGCUUCACUGCUAAUGGGGAGUCAACUGCAAAUGCAACAGAACCAACAACCAUCCGAGCUAGCAGCAAUGGGAUUGAGUGGAGACGUCACCGGCACAUCGCCCGCAUUGCACACAUUCAUAAAGAACGAACCAAAUCACAACACAACAGCUUCCCUGCUCAGUGGAACGAGCUUGCUGGGGCCAAUCUUCGAUCAUUCGUCUAGUGGGACCGCUGGAACGGCUACCACCGCCACAACGGGUAACAUGAUCGACCAAGACGAUAUCGAUAUGCGCACAGAGGACGAGGAUGGUGAAUCCAGUUCCGCCACCGGACUUCCAUCCACUGCACCAUCUUCCGAGAUAGCGGACAACGAGACAGACAAGACUAUACCACGAUUAAUUCAGCAUGAUUCAGCCAACAGUGGAGCAUCGCCGGAUUCAAUCGGUGGCGGUGUCGCAGGCGGAUCGUGCAACUCGAACGGAAGCAAUUCUGGCGCUAUUGUGGCAGGUUCAUCGAACUCGUCUUCCUCCUUCGGUAUGGCAGUUACGAACAGCGGACAAAUUAUGCCAGAAAGCUGGGAAGUGAAAGACGUUGCCACCUUUCUUACUAUAAAUGACUGUGCCGUUCAUGCCGAGCAGUUUGUGCAGAAGGAUAUUGACGGUAAGCGUUUGCUCGAGCUCAGCAAGGACGAUAUCAUUACACUGCUAAAUCUGAAAGUAGGUCCAGCGCUUAAAAUUUUCGAUCUCAUUCAGCAACUGAAGUGUAAAAUCGAUCCGACCAAGUUACGCCACCUUUCGAAAGCAACGGGAAAAAAGUUUCUGUAGUAACAAUCAUCGAGACACAAGCUUUGUCACCUUGGAGAACAAAUCACGCAUGCUACGAUAAGGAGUUGACGGUACUGCGCAUUUUUGGUUUGUUAUCAUUUUUGUUUGGUUUUAAUUAAUUUGUUUGAUGCCCAUAAACCAUGUCUCGGAGGAUUUUUUUAUAUCCAUGUGCGAGGGGGAGGGGCAUAGAUUUUUCUUCAACUGCAACUGAAUCGUGUGCAAUCAUAAAUUUUCGUUUCCGGUAAUUAAUUUUUAACUCUUUUCAUCGUUCGAUCUUACAUUUGUAGUUGAACACAGAUGCAACUUAUCAUUUAUACAAUUAUCAGGUUUUUAAUGUAGAAUUCCUCAUUUAGCUGAGAUAUUUUUUUUUCGAAAUUCAUUUUAUGAAUUAAAUGUGAGUGUAUUGCCCAAAUGAAAUAGGGGGAACACGGAUCUAAUUUUAGCAUUUUGUUUCUUUAAAGCUAUUUUGAAUACGGUGUAAUUUCACUGUGGCUAUUGGAAAUUUUGGAAUUGUUGGAAGCUAGCAUUAUUUUUAUACCAAUACCACUAUUGGUAGCGAAGGUAGUAUAAACUAAUUGCAUUGAACACUAAUAUAAAUUUUGUCAACCAGGAUCAAUGUCGAUGAACCUUAUUAUUCGUCGAUUAUUGAAAAUUGAAUCGCCCGCGUAAACCUGUUACGGUGAAGGUGCACAAUGUUAUUAAUUUGUAGGUCGCAGCUUAAAAAUUUCAAUAUUCGAGGCAUUAGUUUCACAAAUGCGUGUUAAAUCAAAAUUCUUUUCAGUGAAACACAGGAAAUUUGGGGAAACAGGAGGAACCGUUUUACACAUUUGAUUAAUCUAGCAAGAAGAUAAUAGAAAUACAAUUAACCAACAUGCUGUGGACAUAAACCACAUAUGUUAACACAACAGGAACUCACGAAUCAGGGAAUGUUAUCCAGCAAUCAAACAUGGAAGUAUGGUGGCCUCUACUAAUAAGCCGUGAUUAAAGGACUAUCAACAGUCAAACCAAUAAGUCCAACAAACACCAUGCCUAUAACGAUUUGUAUGUAUGAAUUUUACUGCACUAUGAAACCAAAUACAACACUGUUCCCGUGUUACGCAUCCUUUCCAAUCGGCGCUAUGCAGUUUUCCAAAUUUCACAGUUAUUGGAGCAAAUUGAACUGAUUGGUCACAUGAAUUAUCAAAAUGCAUUACGAACAGUCUGUUAGCUGAAAUUAAAAAAAAAUCACGAAAGGAAUAAGUUGAAUUUCUGUACGAGAGUCACAUAAAACAAUAAUUAAAUAUCAAUUUCAUUGCAAACAAACAAUUCGUUUUUGUUGAUAAAAUAUCUACCACUCUCGAGGUAUUUAGGCUGAACAAACGGAAUUCGACAAACGUGUAUGAAAGAGUUACGCAGUUCUUUUUGGAUCGCUUUAACUGCGCAACUGCGUUCGGUUUGAGCAUUUUCGAUAGAAUUUAACAAGGCAAAUGAUAUCGCAAUUCUUCUAAACACACAAGCAUAACUUUUUGGGCUUGUAGAUGUUGCUGGAUAAUCUAUCCUUGCUUGCCAUAAGAAUAUUCGGUCAGAUGAGGCAAUUUUUCGUACAAAGCCUUCGAAGUGUGGAAAUUGUAAAAUUUUGAUCGGUUGCGAUAUUGAUAAUGUAACGGGUUGUUUCUCCGUUAUACUAUAAUGGCGUAUUUUAAUGCUAGUACAAUUGAAGGCAAGGAAGAUAUGUUUCCUUAGCACAAAUUCGGUUUUAGUCUCUGUUCCGGUAUGUAGAGUGUACAGAAGCUCCUGGUCGUUGACACCAAACAAUUUUCAAGAUUACGGCACACAUUUAACGCAAUGAAUAUAAUGAAUAACUCAAAUCAAAGCACUUUAAACUGCAAUAAUUUCACGUUCAGUUUGCAUAAGUAAUAAUCUGCGUAGUAAGAAAGGAAGAAAAUGGUUUUAAUGGUUAACGGAUGUGGACGGUAGAAGAGAUUAAAGUUUGAAGUUUGAGUUUGAGUUCAUCGUAGCGCAGAAAGUUUUCUUUAUUCGAAUCAUAGUGUAAAGACUUAUUCAUUUUACAACGGUUGUCUCGCUUAAAUUGUCGCCGGACUGAGAUGUCUGAAGUAGAUAUUAUAUUAGGUAUAUUAUUGAUUCCCAAUGCGGCAGUGGUAGAAAUUGAAACAACAAACACAAUGUACUAACACUGAGUGAGUGGAAAUCAUAGUUAAGCGUUGAUAGACAACAAAACAACAAUUGUACAGUCAUUUUUAGGAUAUAAGACAAUAGAAUGAUCAGUAAAGCACGUGUAUAAGGUUAGAUUAUGUACAACACGUUAAGAUGAGAAAACUCCUAAAAUGUAUCGAAAUGUGCGGUAAUUGAGGGGUUCUGUGCGAAUGAAAACGCAUGGUUGAAUAAAUAUUUUAUUAAAAAAAUAUAUCUAUACACAGACAAAA
Molecule: messenger RNA, 7217 nt
Organism: Anopheles gambiae (African malaria mosquito)
Lineage: Eukaryota; Metazoa; Arthropoda; Insecta; Diptera; Culicidae
Gene: Sfmbt
Product: polycomb protein Sfmbt
Exons: 7
Coding region: 631-4794 (1387 amino acids)
Biological process (GO): regulation of DNA-templated transcription; heterochromatin formation
Cellular component (GO): nucleus
Molecular function (GO): zinc ion binding
Source: RefSeq, a predicted model, not a curated record